AUGGCGGAGAUCUGGAUCGCCGUGCCCAUCUUCAAUGCCGCAGUGCUGUGGACUGUCCUGCCGCUGGGCGGCUACUACUGGCUCGUGCAGGCCCGAUAUCCUGAAAUCGCUCAGCAGAGCAAGACAGGAGGUGAGAAGAGGAUCCUCAAGGAGCAGAUGCCGCACCAGGCCACGGCGGCAGCCAGUGGAUUGCACCAAGAUGCCUUGAAGCAUGCCCUGUGCCCAGCUUGGCUCCAGCACCACGGCUGGUCAUCCGCGGAUUUUCUCAUUGAAACAGACCACUGCACGGAGGUUUGGGGCAUGCUCAGCAGUGCAAAAAGGCAGCUUGCCCUGCAGACCGCAGAUGGCCAAACUACCGCGCCAGUAGUGCCGCAGCCGGAACAUCCACAGCCAGAGUCAGGCACUGGACCCAUCGAUCAAGCCGCGAAACUGCUGAGUGAAAUUUUGGAGUUCGCUGAGUUUGUGAACAAUGAGUUGCAGCAGUUGGCUGCUUCGCUACGGCGUGCCACAGAGGACUUCGCCGUGCAGCGGCACCAGUUGCGGCAGCUGCAACGGAGGAAGGAGCAGCAGAAGGCGCUCUUCCGGCGCGCUUCGGCGGCCUCGGCUGCGUGCGCGGCUGCGGUGCUGGCAGCCAUUGAGGAGGCUCAGCAGCUGCUGAAAGAAUUGCUGGAGAUGAGAGAAAUGGAGCAGUUGCUGCGACUCAAGGAACGGCAGGAGCUCGAGCUGAUGCGAUUAGCGAAGGCAUCCUUGGAAGGACUGUGCUAA
Messenger RNA from Cladocopium goreaui, 765 nucleotides. The record is from the annotation of a GenBank genome assembly. Lineage: Eukaryota; Dinophyceae; Suessiales; Symbiodiniaceae.